AACAGGUGCACAGUAACAAUAUGUUCUACCACGGGGUGAAGAUCUUCUCCUCCGUGUCCUGCUCUUUCAAGCCCCGCCUCAUCGCUAACUGGGAGGCGGAGCCGGUGGAGUUCCGUACGGUGCUGGACGACCGCAACCCCAGCGCUCGCUAUGUGACCGUGCCUCUGGGACGCCGUAAUGCCAAGGCCCUGCGCUGCCGCUUCCACUUCGCUGAUGUGUGGAUGAUGUUCAGCGAAAUCUCCUUCCAGUCAGCAGACACCGUGAUUCCUACUCAGAUAACCCCGGUGGUGACAUCCUCCUGGCCCAAGGAGGAGAGCUCCAUGCCCACCACCCACAAGACUGUGACAAACCCAUCAGCCAAGUACCAACCGGAUGAUGGGAACACCCCUAUUCUGAUUGGCUGUCUGGUGACGAUCAUCCUGUUGCUCGUAGUGAUCAUCUUCCUGAUCUUGUGGUGCCAGUAUGUGUGCAAGGUGCUGGAGAAGGCUCCACGCCGUAUCCUCGAGGAGGAGGUCACCGUGCGCCUGUCCUCCAGUAGUGACACCAUCAUUCUGCAGACCCCUCCCGUGCCCCCCCGGGUCUCUCAGAUGGACCACCCGUACGAGCGCGUCUUCCUCCUGGACCCUCAGUACCAAGACCCGGCCGGCCUCAGGAACAAGCUGCCUGAACUGUCUCGGAGUGCAGAGACCUCAGCGUGUGGUGGGGGCUAUGCGGAGCCCGAUGUCACCCAGUGCACGCCUCACCAGUGCUUCCAGAACAGCGUGCCGCACUACGCCGAGACAGACAUCGUGAGCCUGCAGGGUGUGACCGGCAGUAACAUGUAUGCCGUGCCCGCACUCACCGUCGACUCGCUCACCCGCAAGGACAUCUCCGUGGCAGAGUUCCCCCGCCACCGGCUGCUCUUCAGGGAGAAGCUGGGGGAGGGGCAGUUUGGGGAGGUCCACCUGUGUGAGGCUGAGGGUCUGCCUGAGUUUCUGGGGGAGGGCGCCCCCCUUCCCGACCGAGACGGACGGCCUGUACUGGUGGCGGUGAAGCAACUGAGGGCAGACGCCACCAACAACGCCAGGAACGACUUCCUGAAGGAGAUCAAGAUCAUGUCGAGGCUCAACGACCCCAACAUCAUCCAGUUGCUGUGUGUGUGUGUGAGCUCAGACCCACUGUGCAUGGUGACUGAGUACAUGGACAACGGAGACCUCAACAUGUUUCUGUCACAGAGAGAGAUGGAGAGCACCCUGACCCACGCCAACAACAUCCCCGCAGUCAGUUUGUCAGACCUCCUGCACAUGUCAGUGCAGAUCUCGUCCGGCAUGCGGUACCUGGCCUCUCUGAACUUUGUGCACCGAGACUUGGCCACACGCAACUGCCUGCUGGACCGCAGACUCACCAUCAAGAUAGCAGACUUCGGCAUGAGCAGAAACCUGUACAGCAGUGACUACUACCGCAUCCAGGGGCGAGCUGUGCUGCCCAUCCGCUGGAUGGCCUGGGAGAGCAUUCUACUGGGUAAGUUCACCACGGCCAGCGAUGUGUGGGCCUUCGGCGUCACCCUGUGGGAGAUCUUCACUCUGUGUAAAGAGCAGCCCUACAGCCUACUGUCAGACGAACAGGUCAUCGAAAACACUGGCGAGUUCUUCCGAAACCAGGGCAGACAGAUCUUUCUAUUCGCCCCACUGCUCUGUCCUCCCUCUCUAUUUGAGCUGAUGAUGCGUUGUUGGGACCGCGACAUCGCCGAUCGACCCACCUUCGAGGGGUUGUACCAGGCCUUACGACCACACGUGGUCCAGUGAACUUUGAACCCUGGCACAACCAACGGGCUGUCCUGAGUGAGAGGUCCAUUUUGCCUGAAUACUCUUCUCUUAACCCCUCUGACUGACAGACAGAAGGACAGACGGACAAACAUACGGACAGACAGAGAGACAGACAUACAGAGAGACAGACAUACAGACAGCGGGGAGGACUGGAAGAGGAGGCAGCGAUGUUGUCAUUUUGAGAGAGCAGGAAGUGGGUUGAGGUUAUCACUUACAGAAUGUGGACCACUUCUUUCAUCUUUCACAUUCUUCAGUGAUGGACCUUUAAUCAUAUAAAAUCCAUGAAAAAAAGCUGUCACCUUUUUGUCUGUUGAUGGUUUGUGUAAAUUGAAUUCUGUUCAUCCAUCUUUAUACAGUAUGUUGUGUUUUCAUGUUGUUUUUGUAUGGUAGGCCUACCAAAGAAAUCAUAAUAUCCCUAAUACCUGGCCUAGUAAGAAAUCAAUAACUGGACAAAUGCUUUUGUCUUGAGGUCCUGUGGUUUUUUUUGUGUAAAGCACUGCUGCCUGGUUGUCUUCCAUUUAUCCAUGAUAUGUUCCUUUCAUUAUCCCCACACUGGACUAUGAUCAUUUUGAUUUGUUUGACUCAGAUUUUAUUGUCCUUUUUUAAUAUGAAUGUUAUAUAGGUCAGUUUGGAUAAGGCCUUUGGCUAAAGCAGAACUACUGUCAUAGCUAGAAUAGGACCCUAACCCUCUGACCCUGACCCUAACCCUAACCCUGCUUUAGAGAGGGUUGGGGAGCCACAAUGGACUGAUGAUGAGGAAUAGAAAGCACUGUCCCCUUGGAGAUGUCUACUGCAAGGCACUGUCCCGCUGGAGAUACCCACCGCAAACUGUGCAGCCUUAUCAGAUAGCAUUAAAGCUAGUUAGCAUUAUUAGAUAUCAUUAGCUAUCCCCUACAGAGAUUCAGUCAUCUGGAUUGAGUAGCUGGAGGCUGGUUAGCUUUGGUCCAGGGGCGUUUGUGCGCGUUCCAGUGGAGGAACACGCACUGAUGGUGACGUGGACCAGAGCUAGAAGCUGGACAACAGUGACGUGGACCAGAGCUAGAAGCUGGACAACACUCUUUUUGAGUAUACAGUAGCUAGCAUGUUGUUGUGGCCAAGCCUCUGACCACACAGUAGCUAGCAUGUUGCUGUGACCAAGCCUCUGACCAUUCAGUAGCUAGCAUGUUGCUGUGACCAAGCCUCUGACCAUUCAGUAGCUAGCAUGUUGCUGUGGCCAAGCCUCUGACCAUUCAGUAGCUAGCAUGUUGCUGUGGCCAAGCCUCUGACCAUUCAGUAGCUAGCAUGUUGCUGUGGCCAAGCCUCUGACCAUUCAGUAGCUAGCAUGUUGCUGUGGCCAAGCCUCUGACCAUUCAGUAGCUAGCAUGUUGCUGUGGCCAAGCCUCUGACCAUUCAGUAGCUAGCAUGUUGCUGUGGCCAAGCCUCUGACCAUUCAGUAGCUAGCAUGUUGCUGUGGCCAAGCCUCUGACCAUUCAGUAGCUAGCAUGUUGCUGUGGCCAAGCCUCUGACCAUUCAGUAGCUAGCAUGUUGCUGUGGCCAAGCCUCUGACCAUUCAGUAGCUAGCAUGUUGCUGUGGCCAAGCCUCUGACCAUUCAGUAGCUAGCAUGUUGCUGUGGCCAAGCCUCUGACCAUUCAGUAGCUAGCAUGUUGCUGUGGCCAAGCCUCUGACCAUUCAGUAGCUAGCAUGUUGCUGUGGCCAAGCCUCUGACCAUUCAGUAGCUAGCAUGUUGCUGUGGCCAAGCCUCUGACCAUUCAGUAGCUAGCAUGUUGCUGUGGCCAAGCUUCUGACCAUUCAGUAGCUAGCAUGUUGCUGUGGCCAAGCCUCUGACCAAACAGCUGUUGUGUUCACAGCUCCGCCUUCAGAUGAAUUGAGCCAUAGCAAUAGAAUUACUGCUGUACUUCCCUUCACCUGUUCUAGUACACAUAUUUCUAUGAUUGUAGCUGGCUUGCAUAGAAUUCAUUCUGAGUUGCAGGGGAUUGAAAUGAAGGUUAACCUUAAUUGUGGUUGUAAAUAUAAUUGAAAAGCGA
Salvelinus namaycush (lake trout) is the source of this 3830-nucleotide messenger RNA. It is a transcript of the gene ddr2l, whose product is annotated as discoidin domain receptor family, member 2, like. Gene Ontology annotation, cellular component: membrane; signaling receptor complex. Gene Ontology annotation, biological process: cell surface receptor protein tyrosine kinase signaling pathway; multicellular organism development; positive regulation of kinase activity. The transcript is spliced from 10 exons. The record is from RefSeq and is a predicted model, not a curated record. Lineage: Eukaryota; Metazoa; Chordata; Actinopteri; Salmoniformes; Salmonidae. The coding region runs from base 21 to 1784 and encodes 587 amino acids. Gene Ontology annotation, molecular function: collagen binding; protein tyrosine kinase collagen receptor activity; ATP binding.